Messenger RNA from Verticillium alfalfae VaMs.102, 552 nucleotides. RefSeq lists its product with no specific name. Bases 1 to 552 code for a protein of 183 amino acids. NCBI's taxonomy places the organism in Eukaryota, Fungi, Ascomycota, Sordariomycetes, Glomerellales, Plectosphaerellaceae. The transcript is spliced from 2 exons. The record is from RefSeq and is a predicted model, not a curated record.
AUGAUUGUCGGGCUACCCGUUGAGACUGUUGCUCCUCGACAGUCGAUUCGCUGGGAUGUGGGCUCCCGUGUGAAGUCUGCGGUCGGGCUGGAGACCACCACUCGUGUGAGUAGCUCGGUAGCCCUUUGCGAGGACUGCGGCGAAGCGAACGCCCCGCGACUUGCGUUGGACGUGGUGAUCGAGGGCUCAGUGACACAAGACCGCAACCUCGGCCGCCGGAAGGCAUGGGCCAGACGACCGGUGCCUGAUGAGAUGGCCUGGAUAUGUGGCUUGCGUUGUAUGGAUCGGCGUGCCUUACCUUGGGCAUGCACGCACCAGAAUCUGCAGGCCCGGCGUCACCAAUGCAGCUCUGCGGGGUUCGGCGGUCUACCGGUGAACAUGACAUCUGUGCCAGGCCAAUCGUCACAACCGCACAUGUGUAGAAAUGUCAGCAUGCCGGUCGCGGCGCCGCAUUUCUGGGCUUGGGGAUUGCCGUACACGUCACAAUCGUUCCGCCCAGAACGUCCGUCACCCGGCCUUGGGAGGGUCAGCGUUCACAUGCCCUGCCAAUAA